This is a messenger RNA of Dacryopinax primogenitus, 1944 nucleotides long. RefSeq names its product L-serine ammonia-lyase. NCBI's taxonomy places the organism in Eukaryota, Fungi, Basidiomycota, Dacrymycetes, Dacrymycetales, Dacrymycetaceae. Gene Ontology annotation, molecular function: L-serine ammonia-lyase activity; 4 iron, 4 sulfur cluster binding. The coding region runs from base 1 to 1938 and encodes 645 amino acids. Gene Ontology annotation, biological process: gluconeogenesis. The transcript is spliced from 9 exons. The record is from RefSeq and is a predicted model, not a curated record.
AUGCUCCGUCUUCUCCCUCGCAUUCGUAUCACCCGUAUCCCCCGCCUCCUCACCAACCCACACCCACAUCACCCCCUCCCCACCCACUCCCACUCCCAUAGUCAUUCCCCCUCCCAUUCCCGGUCAAUCCAACUCUCCCCAUCCCCUCUCACCUCCAAAGCCCUCCUCUCAACCCCAAUCGAUAUCCCCUCCCUCUCCCCCUCCCCCUCAGCAGAAGAAGAAGGAGAGGAAGAGGAAGAGGAAGAAGACAUACGCCCAGUACACGCUGUGAUCAGCACGUUUGAUUUGUUCAGUAUCGGCGUUGGACGUGCUUCGAGCCAUACGGUAGGACCGAUGCGUGCUGGGCGGAUAUUCGUGGCCGCCACAGGCAAAGGGCACAUGACCCCCCAAGCCAUCCUCCUCGGGUUCGAAGGCGAAGACCCAGAGACGAUCGAGACCUCUACCAUCCCCUCUCGCUACAGUGACAUCCUCGCUACCAAGUCCCUCUCCCUGGCUGGAAGGCAUAGAAUACGUUAUGAUCAGGAUAGGGAUAUGAUUUGGCAUUGGGAUAAGGUGUUGAGGACGCAUCCGAAUGGGAUGCGGUUUAGCGCGUUUGAUGAGGAUGGGGAUUUGUUGGCUACCAAUGAGUAUUUUUCGGUUGGGGGAGGGUUUGUCGUUAAUGACCAGACGAAGGUGGACGAGAACCUAUACUACAAAGGACUAGACAAAUCGCGUGUCGACCCAUCCAGGCUCUCACAAACCCACGGUCUAGGGCAUACGCGCACGCAGGAAGAGGGCACGGAGGAAGAGCGGGAAGGGGAAGGGGAACGGCCACGGGACAGGGGGGAGGAAUCUGGAGGUAGGGGAGGGCAACCGCCGUUCCUUUUCUCGUCGGGGGAUACUUUGCUUGCCCUGACGAAGAAACAUAAUUUGACGAUCGCCCAGCUCGUAUACGAUAACGAGCGGCACUACCUCUCCGACCAAGAGAUCCGAGCCAAGCUCGCCCGGCUCUGGCAAGUGAUGGACGAGUGUAUCCGUACGGGCGUAACAGCGGUCGACGAUACCCUUCCAGGGAGGCUCCAACUCCGGCGGCGCGCACCAUCGUUGUACCGCAGGCUGAUGCGCGGGUUGUACCCCGGUGUUGCGGGCCCAGAGGGGGAGAGGCAGAGGGCGCUGAGGCUGGAGGCACCACAAGAUGGGAGAGAGAGACUGCCGAAGAUGGACUUGCCCUUGACUGAUAGGCGGAACGCGGCGGCGGCUGGGGAGAUGAGGCCUGCGGGGUUCGGCCGUGGCCUGGUGGGGAACUUUGAUCAUCCUAUUAUGCCUACUCCUUCUCGGAAAACGAUCUUCCCGGCUAUCGACUUCCUCUCCACAUACGCCAUAGCCGUAAACGAAGUGAACGCCGCCGGAGGGCGGAUCGUCACUUCCCCAACAAACGGCGCCUCCGGUCUGAUCCCCGCCGUUCUCAAAUGGGUACUGGAGUUCAUAAGUGAAGACCCGGAGCAGGAUAUUGCCACUUUCCUUUUGACGGCAGGGGCGAUAGGCAUGCUUUUUAAACGGGGGGCGACUAUAUCCGCUGCUGAGGGGGGGUGUCAGGCGGAAGUGGGAGUGGCGUGCUCCAUGGCUGCGGCGGGGUUUGCGGCUGUUAUGGGUGGGUCACCGGAGAUUAUUCUCCAAGCAGCGGAGAUAGGGAUCGAGCACAACCUAGGCCUGACAUGUGAUCCGAUCGACGGGCUCGUCCAAGUCCCCUGUAUAGAACGCAACUCCCUAGGAGCUGUCAAAGCCGUCACCGCAGCCCAGCUCGCCCUUGCAAGCGAAGGAGUGUAUAGCGUCAGUUUGGACGAGGCGAUUGCGGCUAUGAGACUGACGGCGAGGGACAUGUCGGUCAAGUAUAAGGAGACUAGUUUGUCGGGUUUGGCGACGACCGUCAGGAUCCCCGUUACUUCCCCAGCUUGUUGAUCAGCU